GGGUCAGCCCAGUGUUGAAGGAGCUAAGAGUAGACGAGGCCCGGCAAAGAGUGUGUGUCCCUACAAUAAAUCCACUGCACUGCACCUAAUGAGGGAUGAAAUUCUGGGGCUGGUUCAUGACAUUGAACAAUUGCUAAAGCUCGGCAAAGAAUUUCGUUCGUGUCCUUACUAUUCCACACGACUGGCUAUUCCACCUGCACAGUUGGUGGUGUUGCCUUAUCAGAUGGUACUUCAUGAAGCCACGAGAAAAGCGGCAGGAAUCCAGUUAAAAGGACAGGUGGUGAUCAUAGAUGAAGCCCACAAUCUCAGCGACACUCUCACAUGUAUACACAGCGUGGAGGUGUCUGGAGCACAGCUCAGUCGGGCUUUCUCUCAGCUCAGCCAGUAUGCUGACCGCUACAAGUAAGUUUCACAAAUGUGUAGUAAAUC
Cynoglossus semilaevis (tongue sole) is the source of this 429-nucleotide messenger RNA. Its product is annotated as ATP-dependent DNA helicase DDX11-like. Gene Ontology annotation, cellular component: nucleus. The transcript is spliced from 4 exons. Gene Ontology annotation, molecular function: ATP binding; DNA binding; DNA helicase activity. Lineage: Eukaryota; Metazoa; Chordata; Actinopteri; Pleuronectiformes; Cynoglossidae. Gene Ontology annotation, biological process: establishment of sister chromatid cohesion. The record is from RefSeq and is a predicted model, not a curated record. The coding region runs from base 89 to 406 and encodes 105 amino acids.